This is a messenger RNA of Pecten maximus, 3069 nucleotides long. Its product is annotated as sodium- and chloride-dependent creatine transporter 1-like. Bases 100 to 1896 code for a protein of 598 amino acids. The transcript has 16 exons. Gene Ontology annotation, biological process: sodium ion transmembrane transport. The record is from RefSeq and is a predicted model, not a curated record. NCBI's taxonomy places the organism in Eukaryota, Metazoa, Mollusca, Bivalvia, Pectinida, Pectinidae. Gene Ontology annotation, cellular component: membrane.
GUCUAUAUCACGUGAGCCGCACCUUCGUUAUAUCCUGCUGUUCCCAAUACAGUUUUAUACCGGCCGGUCUCAAGCCUUCUACUGUGCACCUCAUAUCAAAUGGACGCAAAAAGGAAAGCAGGUGACAACUUAAGUGUAGCUGUGGUUGAGAGUUUUAUCGAGGACAAGGGCGACAAAAUUCACCGAGAAACAUGGACUACAAAGUUAGACUUUAUCAUCUCCUGUGUUGGGACAUCAGUAGGACUCGGUAACCUGUGGCGGUUUCCGUACCUCUGUUACAAAAAUGGAGGAGGUGCUUUCCUCGUACCAUUUCUAACGUUCGUCGUGAUGGGAGGUGUUCCGAUGUUCAUACUGGAGCUAGGACUGGGACAGUAUAUGAGUUUGUCUGGCUUUAAAGCGUGGGGAAUUUGUCCCGUAUUCCAAGGAAUAGGAUUAGCAAAUUUCGUUACGAUUUUCCUUACCAACAUCUACUACAUCAUGGUUCUAGCUUGGGCUGGCUACUACUUCGUGUUAAGUUUAACAUCUGUACUGCCUUGGUCUAACUGCAACAACGAUUGGAACACGCACAGAUGUGCUUCUUUUGACACAGACCACAACACAACCAACUCUACCAAUCAAUCUCUGUUGAACCAAAAUGUUACUUCUGGGAACGAUGUUGAUCCAGCUGUGGAAUUUUGGGAACGAGGGGUUCUACAGUUGACCAAUGACAUCACAGAUGGAGGCGGUAUCGUCUGGCAGCUAGCCCUAUCCUUACUGGUUUUAUGGGUAAUUGUCUACUUCUGCCUGUGGAAAGGCGUCAAAUGGACGGGCAAGGUUGUAUACUUCACGGCCAUCUUCCCUUACAUCAUACUGAGUGUGUUGUUGGUGCGCGGAUUGACACUAGAUGGCGCCAGAGAGGGUAUAGUGUACUACCUUAAACCAGACUUGUCACGACUUACUGAUGUACAGGUGUGGAUGGACGGUGGAACACAAGUUUUUUUUUCUUACGCCAUCGCUGCCAACCAAGUAAUUACCCUUGGAAGUUACAAUAAAUUCACAAACAAUUUUUACAGGGACGCUAUCCUGGUAUCGUGUAUCAACAGUGGUACAAGUCUGAUAGGGGGAUUCGCCGUGUUUUCCGUACUCGGUUUCAUGGCCAAACAGCACAAUCUUCCAAUAGCAGAUGUUGCCAACGCAGGCCCCGGUCUCGCUUUUAUUACAUACCCUAAUGCCGUCACACAGAUGCCGAUCUCUCCGCUAUGGGCGACACUUUUCUUUUUGAUGAUUGUUCUACUGGGGCUUGACAGUCAUUUUGUUGGAGUUGAAGCUGUCAUCUCGUCAAUCAUGGAUUAUUUUCCGAACAUGAGACGAAAGAAUCGCCGGAUGGUGCUAGUGGGGGCCUAUUGUCUCCUGUCCUUCCUUCUCGGCCUUUCCCUAGUAUCAAGGGGUGGGAUGUACAUCUUCCAGCUAUUUGAUUACUACGCCGCCAGUGGAAUGGUACUGUUAUGGUCUGUCUUCUGGGAGUUGGUGGCGAUUGCCUGGAUAUUCGGUGCUGACCAGUUUUACGACGCUAUUGAGAUGAUGAUAGGAUCACGGAUCAACCCUUACCUACAUUUCUGCUGGAAGUAUCUGUCACCGGUUUUGUGUAUGGGUCUGCUGUUGGCACAGUUGAUCAUGUUCCGGCCCCUGAAGUAUAACAAAACCUAUGAGUACCCUGACUGGGCCCAGGCAUUCGGCGUCAUGUUGGCUCUGUCGUCCAUGUUGUGUAUUCCAGUCUUCGCUUUAUUCAAGAUGGCUACUUCACAGGGAUCGCUGAUUCAAAGAUGGCGACACGUGACCACCCCGGUAUUACAGAAACAUCAGAUCCACUACAUGUGGGGAGUUGACACAGCUAGACAUGAUUCACGCAAUUUCUAGAAUAUCUAGUAGUCUUCAUAAUUGUAACGGCGUGACAUGACAAAGUAUUCACUAAAGGUCAUCAUAAGAUUUUAGAAUUGUUAUAAGUAUUGGACACGAUUGCGGAGAGUUAACAAUUAGCGACGAAAGAAGGUAAUUUUCACAAAAAUUUACUUUAACGCAGAAAUAUAAUUUAAUAUUGGAGAAAUUCAUGUACCUAUCACUUCCUGAGAGAAUAACAUUUAUUAAUCGCCCCCGUAAUUUACCGUUAGAGGCAUUUUGCAAAAUCUGACCUCAGUCUAGAUGUGGGAAAAUUACCCGGAAUAUUCAUCCUCGUUAACGGCCUUCUCAUCUCGCCUCUGAUCAGAAACUGUGAAUAUACAAUAACAAUGAUGUAGGAGCUUUUGGCAUACAAUCAUAUGAGUUGUAAGGUGUGUGUAAAAUACUACUGUGUUGAACGAGUACAGUGAAAAAGGUUAGGACAAUAAUCAUCAUGUAGGUUUCCCAUUUUUAGGCAUUGGUAUUUUAAAAACGAAAAUAAUACUAACUGCGUGCCCUUUAAAACAUCCGCAGAUCAUUACAUCUUAGCGAGGCAUGCACCGUUUUAUCCAAAUAUUUACAACGGAAAAAAGUUCCUAUAAUAACGGGUUCCAUCCAAGGCAACUGAAAGUUCUCUUUUUCUACAACCGUUCCCUGCAAUUUUCCUCUCGUAUCGCAAUUAUUUUCUUCGCUUCUCGCCUUAUAAAAAUGUGUGUCAGAGGCAGAAGAAACCUCAAAGCCCUUUUAGAUCCUGGGGCUUACCUAUUUUCAUAGAGUUUUUUUCCAAUAACAUACCUCUUCUCCUCGUCUUCACCGGCCCCUCAAACGUUCUGUAGGACCAUGCUUCCACAAUGGGUUAUCUGCCCCUCAGGCGUAUGUUUUAUGCACAGCCUCUCUCUUCAGUUAUCUUUGUCACUGGCCAUGGUCCAAUAUUUGAUCUGGCAACACUCAAAGUAGUUGUCUUGCUCUUUUCACGCAAUGUUCUGACGAUUUAUCUAUUAUCUACUUAAUAUUUCGCCUUUUUGAGCCAUCUUAAAUAGCCUGAUUACAAAAGAGACGACAGCAUAAUCACGUGACUCACGAACAUGUCACACGUGCCAUUCAUAAACUUUGAAAUUAGUCGGUAGUUUUGUACAAUUUGAACAACAUUAUUAA